AUGCCGCGGAAGGAAGACGUGAAAACUCUCGCGGGAAAACUGGACAAUGCCGUCAAACUCUUGUACGAAUUAAUGGAAGAAUUCGAAACAAUUUUCUCCGUAAAACGGGAACUAAAAACACUUGAAGCAGCAUUCAGUUUAGUAGAAACCAAGUACAGGCUGGUCAAGAAACAGCAGGAAACAAUUCUGGAUAGACUGGUUGACGAAGGCACUGGCCCAGAAGACGAACUCGUGUUAGCAACAAAGAAAACUGGGGACAAAACCAAAGCUGAUUUCCUUCAAAUCACUUUAAAGUUUGCUGCAUAUCAAAAGGAACAAAACUCCUCAGAAAAUUCUAACAAUGCGACAACUCUGGAAGCGCUAACAUUAUCAAUGUCGUCCAUGACGUCGGCGGUGCAGAAAAUGGCCGAUAACAUCGGAUCAAAACCGUCAAACUCCGAUUACCUGUACCAGUAUGGGACGGAACUCGCAGAACCUAUGCCAGGUGGAAAAAGGAGUUCAGCCAUUGGAUGA
Porites lobata is the source of this 513-nucleotide messenger RNA. The record is from the annotation of a GenBank genome assembly. Lineage: Eukaryota; Metazoa; Cnidaria; Anthozoa; Scleractinia; Poritidae.